AAGAAAACAAUAACAACAUCACGUGUUCGCAGCGCAGAGUCGGUAAGACGUUCUUAACUUUUAACAAUAUAUUUAAACACAGCGCAGGAGUCUCACAUUAACAACACAUACACAUGUAGAAAUCUAUAAUAAAGCGUGUAAAUGUGUCGAGCUGUUCCUCGAAGCGCUUGAUGAUAGUGAAUGCCGGAUUUCCAGGGGAUUUCCACUCAACAGCGGAUGGGUUUCGCUUUCGGUUCCGGACGCUUUGUGCUUCAGAAGAUCUCUGGAGGUCUGUAGAGAUGGAGGAGAAGCACAAGCAGUCGGUGCUGAUCUCUCUGCUGAGGCAGGAUCAAGUCCAGCUGUGGACGGAGCCCUUCAUCUCUGACCAGCAGAGCAUCCGGGAGCUGGCUCAGAAAUACGUGUCAGCCACUGAGUUUACAUUAGAGGAGGUGAUAUCGACUCUGGAGAGCAUCAGAGCAGAUACAAGCAAGAAAGAUGAAGGGAAUAAACAGUUUAAAGAGACAGCAGUGGCCUCGCUGGAGCUCCACCUGCCCAGAACAGCAGAGAUUAAGAAAAGGAAAGUUAUUUUAAAAACCAAACUGGACAUCACCACGCAAGAGAUGAAGAAACUUAUCUCUACAUCUAAAAGGAAAGUUAUUUUAAAAACCAAACUGGACAUCACCACGCAAGAGCUGAAGAAACUGAUCGGUGACGAGUAUGGAUUCAAACACUUUAAUCUGAUUUUGAUGGGACAAACACUGUCUCCAGGAAAGAGGCUUGAUGAACAGAAUGUGAAGAACAACAGUAAGAUCAUGGUGCUGGUCGUGUCCUCGGAGCAGGAGAAGACUGAAAUGCUGAAGAAAGAGGAGAAGAAGCGCCAGCAGGAUGAAGGAUUGCAGAGAACGCAGAAGGGUUUCCAGAUCCUGUCGGAGAGAGACGGGAGUGAAGAUCCAGUCUCCACCCCGUAUUUAGAGAUCGCCGAUCAGAAAGGAAAUCCGCUGCAGAUCCCUGACAGCGAGAGGAAGGCUCUGAUCCUGGCGAUGGGUUUCCAUGAGAAAGGUCGAGCUCUGAUGAAGAAGAGGAACCACAGCGCUGCUCUGACUCACCUGCUGCAGGCCGACGAACAGUUCAAUAAGUGUAACUCGGCGCUGCUGAGGACGGUGGAUAACUACGCUGUUCUGCAGCUGGAUGUGGUUUGGUGUUAUCAGGCUCUGCAGCAGCUCGACUGUCUGAACGAUGCCAGACAGCGUCUGGAACGAGCCGAGGACUGCUUCAAGAGAUGCUACGGAGAGCAGCAGAGCCGUCUGCAGCAGAUCAAGGGUCACACCGGAGGAGAGGACGUGCUGUUUCUGAGGCUCUAUCUGCUCCAGAGUCUGCUGGCCUACCAUGAUGGCAACAAGAAACAAGCGUUAAACAAGCUCAGAAACGUGGAGGAGCUGCUCGGUCAGCUGUGUCUGGACCCUGAGAAGAUGCUCCAACUGAGGACUCUGGGUCGGAGCAGGAAGGAGGCGCGUCUGGGUCUGAGAGCCUGUCGAGGAGACGUGGAGGCAGCGGAGCGGCUCAUCUCGCAGAGGAAGAAGGAGAAGAAGGAGCUGAAGGAUGUGAAGAAACCUGAAGUGGGUUGUGAUGAUGUUCUGCAGGUUCUGCUGGAUGGCGCUGAAGCUCAGAGUUCAGACGGACAGACUAACCUGGAUCAGCUGCUGGAGCUGGGCUUUCAGAAGGACAUGGCCGACUCUGCGCUGAGGCUCAUGGGAGAUGAUCUGGCUCAGGCCACUCAGAUGCUGCUGGAUAACCAGGGCGUGGUUCCUCCGGACCUCCUGUCUCCAUCACCUCCAUCCUCCUCCUCAGAGGAGCCCAGCACCUCCUCCGACUCCACCGCUUCAGCUUGGAGUCGUCUGGACGAGGAUCUGGUGAACGAGGUUCUGGAGGACAUUCCCCGACACGAGGAGGAUUAUCUGGAUCUGACGCUGGACGAGGAGCAGGAGCUGAUGCUGCAGAUCAGAUCCAGUCUGGAGAAACAGAGCUCCUCCUCCGGAUAAAGCGCUCCUUAACCAGAUCAGAACCUGUGCCUUUUAUUGGUUUCAGAUAACACGCCAUCAAAACAGAACCUUGGGUUUAUACAAUGCUAAUAAUAAUAGCCGUUAAUAAUUAGAGUCAUAUUUUGAAGCUUGAUUGAUGGUGUAUGUCAAAGAACGGUUGAUUUAUCUUUAUUUAGAGAUUCGCUGAAGGGAACGUGUUUGUUUGGUUUAAUGGUGAUUCUACUCUAAUGAUUCAUGAUUCGGUUCAGUUCUUUCAGUUCGAUUCUGAUUCUUUUGUUCCAGGUUUAUAAUGUUUGUUGAACAUGCAAUAAAGAUUCACUCGUUGUGAACGUUGAC
Messenger RNA from Sinocyclocheilus rhinocerous, 2354 nucleotides. RefSeq names its product NEDD8 ultimate buster 1-like. The transcript has 17 exons. Gene Ontology annotation, biological process: regulation of ubiquitin-dependent protein catabolic process. Gene Ontology annotation, molecular function: protein binding. The record is from RefSeq and is a predicted model, not a curated record. Bases 171 to 2018 code for a protein of 615 amino acids. Lineage: Eukaryota; Metazoa; Chordata; Actinopteri; Cypriniformes; Cyprinidae.